Messenger RNA from Striga asiatica, 576 nucleotides. Lineage: Eukaryota; Viridiplantae; Streptophyta; Magnoliopsida; Lamiales; Orobanchaceae. The record is from the annotation of a GenBank genome assembly.
AUGGCGGAGAAGUACAACUUGAGUAAUUCAUCACCACAAAGUGACUGUUCACUUUCCCUCCCGACCUCCCUGCGCACCGUGAACAAAUUGGCUUCGUCUUUCCAGCCCGACCUCCCCCUUUCGCCCGCCGUGAAAUUCCAACUCCCUCCUCCCCCCACCUCUACUCCGUGCAUCGUGAACCUAUUCGAUUCCAGCCUUCAAUUUCAUCUGUCUGCCGUGAAGUUCCCGCUUUCCUCUGUCGUGAAUUUCCAGCCGCUGCCCCCUCGCCUCCGCGCGCCGUGUACGCGUUCGGUUCCAGCCCUCGCUUCCGUCGGUCGUGAAGUUCUAGCCCCCAAUUCCGUUCGCCGUGAAGUUCUAGCCCCUGUUUCCUUCCGUCGUGAAUUUCUAGUCCCUGCCUCCGUUGAACACAUUUUGCCUCCGCCACCGGCACUGCCGACACACCAGACAUCCUUCGUAGACAACGGCAAGCAGCUCACUCGAAACAGGAAGUUCUUGACUGUUGCACCAGUGGUGUUGGAUCAUUGGCAACUAAUUGUUAUUAACCCGAAAAAUAGUGCGGUCCUCAUCUUAUAUUGA